AUGACUAUUUGUUACACUAAUUGGAUAACACUCAAAGGACCCCAAGUUUCUCAGACGGUCAAAGAAGUCUUACAGUCCCUUGUCGACGAUGGCCUUGUCCAGGGUGAUAAAAUCGGUGCUUCAAACUUUUUCUGGAGCUUCCCUUCGCAAAAAGGAACCAUUGUCCAAAAUCGCCUGGACAACGUAAAAGAGACAAGGACUAGCUAUGAGGCUCAGCUAGCUGAGCUAAAAACAGCUAUCGAACACGAGAGAACUCUCAGACCCUCUAAGCCAGCAUUGGAGCAGCUUACUUCCAUGAAAAAGCAGCUCGCUGUUCUGCAGGAAGAAAUCGAUGCUUACGGGGCUUGUGAUCCCGUGAAAGUGGAGGAGAAAAGGAGAGCUGUCACACUGGCACAUGAGGCGGCAGUGCGGUGGACAGACAACUAUUCCAUCCUUCUUUCACAUUUCACUCGCCAAACUGGGAUGGACGCACAAGACAUCAGGAGGUAUCUGGAGAUCGGCGAUGAUUAUGAAGAUAUAUUCUGAAGUUUCGUCCAUUCGUAACAACUAUACUAUGUCUGAAUGAUUUGUACAAAAACUUUCUCUGUCGUCACUAAAUGUACUGUUGCGUCCCCUCUCCAUUGAUAUAAUCACCGGUCGCGGUGCAACUUUGAAGGUGGACAAUUCUCUGAUCGAUGAGGCAGACCCACUAUCCCGUGAGUUAAGACUCGCAAGGAGGGUAUUGCAGUACAGCGAGCAAAGAGGUAAGUCGAACAAGACGUACACCGCAGUAUUUGGAAAGCCAAGAUA
Molecule: messenger RNA, 789 nt
Organism: Suillus subaureus
Lineage: Eukaryota; Fungi; Basidiomycota; Agaricomycetes; Boletales; Suillaceae
Product: meiotic nuclear division protein 1
Exons: 5
Coding region: 1-525 (174 amino acids)
Biological process (GO): reciprocal meiotic recombination
Molecular function (GO): double-stranded DNA binding
Source: RefSeq, a predicted model, not a curated record